AUGGAGCACCGACCUCCGCGCUUCGGGGGCCCCUCCACAUCUCCCCGCAUGGAUCGCGUGGAGGGCCCAACCACGCAGGUGCUGCAGUGCGGAGGUGUCCUGGUGUACCAGCUCCUCUGUGGGCGGGAGCUCGCCGCUGACGACCCCAUGGCGCGCCAGCUAGCCAACUACGUAUACCUCGUCGUCAACACGCACGAUCGCACUGCCAUCGCCGUCGACGCGGCGUGGGACGUGGAGGGGCUUUACGGGCUUGCCUCGGCGCUCGGGGUCACGAUCCGCGGCGCCAUCUACACCCACGGCCACUUCGACCACUGCGGAGGCGAGCUGCCCCCCUUCAUGACCCGUGGCCGCCGCGUCUCGAAGCCAGGCGCGAGGGACAUUGAGGUCCGCGGGGGUCGAGUGUGGGCGGGCCCGGGCGACGGCUCCCAGAUGACGGGGCAGUGCCAACUGAGCCGGCAGCCGCUAGAGGUGGGCGACGGGGACGUGCUCGACUGCGGCGACCUCGUGCUGCACGCGACCGGGCGAGCCAGGGGGGGCGGUGCGGGGAAGCCGGGGGCGGCCUCGGAGUCUGCCGACCCGCGCCUCAAGAUGUUUGGGGACGCGAUGGGGGAGACCCUCACCAGGUGCGAGGCUGGGCUGCUGAUCACGGGAGACACCGUGUUCGUCGGCAGCUGCGGGCGCACCGACCUCCCCGGGUCGGACCAGGAGCAGAUGUUCGCGUCCCUCUCGCGCCUCAGCAAGCUCGACCCGUCCGUGUUGGUCUUGCCGGGGCACAACUAUUCCGAGCUGCCGUUCAACUCCGUGGGGGCGGAGCGGGCGCAGAACCAGAUGAUGAGGAUGGGCAUGUCGCAGAAGCCUUCCCCGCCCAGGCUGCCUCCCUGUGUGCUGUGUGACAACCGGGGAGCGUGUGGACCCAAGGGCCUCAAGAUCGGGCGCAAGGUGCGGAUCAAGGGCCUCACCUCCGACGCAGGGAGGAAGUUGAACGGGCAGCCCGGCGUCGUGACUGGCUUUGCCAGCGACAAGGGUCGCUACGCAGUGAGGCUCAUCUCGCGGCCCGAGGUGAAGUGCCUUCAGCCAGACAACGUGGAGUCGGUCCCGAGCGGCGAAACCUGUGAUGCCCCCGAGCCCGAGCAGAAGGAGGCUCAGGCCCCGCCAACGCCGCGCGAGUUUGUGGAUGCGGCGAUAGCCCUCAUCGACAAUGCCACGUCGGAUGAGAAGGUUCGAAUGAGCCGCCUCGAGGGACCGCUCGAUUGGGGCAGCAGGGACCCCCGCUGGAUUCUGCUGACCACGCGGCUCCUGAACGGGGGCAAUGCACGAGCUGCGUUCGGCGUCGCGCUGCCAGAAGUCAUAUCACUUCUUACUCAAGAGUUCGAUCCGAAGUGGAGGACAAUGGUGUCAGAGUUUCUCGUAAGUGAGCUGUGA
Messenger RNA from Prorocentrum cordatum, 1422 nucleotides. Lineage: Eukaryota; Dinophyceae; Prorocentrales; Prorocentraceae. The record is from the annotation of a GenBank genome assembly.